Molecule: messenger RNA, 875 nt
Organism: Thermothelomyces thermophilus ATCC 42464
Lineage: Eukaryota; Fungi; Ascomycota; Sordariomycetes; Sordariales; Chaetomiaceae
Exons: 1
Coding region: 228-572 (114 amino acids)
Source: RefSeq, a predicted model, not a curated record
UAGACCCCAAGCCUCGCGCUUUCCUCGAGGAACAAUACUAUCAGGUCUUGCCUAUGGUUGGACCUCUCUCAUCCACCUCCUCUCUCUCCGUCCCCCCUCUCGCGCUUUCUCUCUCCCCUUUCACCAACCAUCAUCAUCAUCGUCGUCAUCAUCAUCAUCAUCACCGAGUCAGCAGCGAGACAACAGCGCUACCAGAAAGCAUCCGAUCAUUCAUAACCCUCGAACCAAUGGGCGACGAGCGGGCACGUUUCCAUUACUUUCCCCUGCUCCCUCCCGAGCUGCGGCUGAUGGUGUGGGAGCUCGUGCCGCGCCCGACGCGUGUCAUCGCCCAGGCGCCCUGUAUAGAAUGCCUCGACUCGAAGCACUGGAGCGGGCCGCCCGACCCCCCCAUGCCGGACCACGCCCACUCCCACCACCGCGACUGGCGCUACCGCUACAUUGUCGUGCUGCCCCGUGGCUCGGCCAUCUUCGCGCCACUGCACGCCUGCUCCGAAUCGCGCGCCGUCUGGAUCGGGCGCUACGCCCGCAUCCCUCGCUACAUCAACGUCUGGCGGGAGCUCGGCCGGCCCUAGCUGAGCCGGGAAGGCAUAUCCGACUACGUGAGAUCCUUCAACAUCCGCUGCCAUGUGCCCUUCGUCAGCUACGAGACGGACAUCUUCGCCACAUUCACCCCGUGGUCCGCCACCGACGGCCCCGACCAGACCCCGCGCCACCGCGAGAUCCUGACCAUGGCCGGCGACCCCUUCAUCGGCUUCAACAAGGCCCUCAUCCAGCACGUCGGCCUGCUCGUCUCCGACGCCACCGCCAACCCCAACAACGCCCCAGAGACCCUCGUAUUCUCCUCGCUGCAAACCAUGCCCUCGCUGCGCACCCUG